Molecule: messenger RNA, 5506 nt
Organism: Lacerta agilis (Sand lizard)
Lineage: Eukaryota; Metazoa; Chordata; Lepidosauria; Squamata; Lacertidae
Gene: LTN1
Product: listerin E3 ubiquitin protein ligase 1
Exons: 30
Coding region: 100-5391 (1763 amino acids)
Biological process (GO): rescue of stalled cytosolic ribosome; ribosome-associated ubiquitin-dependent protein catabolic process
Cellular component (GO): RQC complex; cytosol
Molecular function (GO): zinc ion binding; ubiquitin protein ligase activity; ribosomal large subunit binding
Source: RefSeq, a predicted model, not a curated record
UCGAACCCGGAAGCGCCGUCCCUCCUUUUCCCACGUCUGUUGCCCGGGACGAACUGCCUUGGGCCGGGCUGCCUGCUUGCUUCCGACUUCGCCGCCGCCAUGGGAGGCAAGAACAAGCAGCGAACGAAGGGCAACGUGCGGCCCUCUAGCAGUGGUAGAGCAGCAGAACUUCUUGCCAAAGAACGAGGAAGUGUUCCUGGGUUUGUUGGCUUCGGCACAUCUUCAAGUGACCUAGGCUAUGUCCCUGCGAUUCAAGGCGCUGAAGAAAUAGAUAGCCUUGUGGAUGCUGACUUUCGAAUGGUGCUGAGAAAACUUUCCAAGAGAGAUGUUACAACCAAAUUAAAAGCUAUGCAAGAAUUUGGAACAAUGUGUAAGGAGAGAGAAACAGAGAUUGUUAAAGGAGUCCUACCUUAUUGGCCUCGAAUUUAUUGUAAAAUAUCUGUUGAUCAUGAUCGUCGGGUCAGAGAAGCAACACAGCAAGCUUUUGAGCAGCUUAUUUUGAAAGUUAAGAAACAUUUGGCUCCUCAUUUAAGAAGUCUUAUGGGACACUGGCUGAUAGCUCAGUGUGAUACUUACUCUCCUGCAGCGUCAGCAGCUAAAGUGGCAUUUGAAAAAGCCUUUCCACCAAGCAAGCAGCCUGAAGCCCUAGUAUUUUGUAAAGAUGAAAUUCUGAAUGUACUCCAAGAUCACCUUUUGAAAGAAACACCUGAUACACUAAGUGAUCCACAAACUGUGCCAGAGGAAGAAAGGGAGGCCAAGUUCUUUCGAAUUCUAACAUGUUCUUUGUUAGCUUUAAAGAAAUUGAUUUGUAUGUUACCUAGUAAUGAGAACAGUUCAUUGGAGGAGAAACUUAAACCUCUGCUGACUCAAAACAAAUUUUGGAAAUACGGGAAGCACAACUCACCACCGGUUCGUUCAGCUUUUUUUGAGCUGAUUUCUGCUUUUUGUCAGUACAUUCCUGAGUCAAUGAAAGCUGAAGCUUCAAGAGUUUGCCCAGCAGUUCUUCUCAGCAUUGAUGACAGUGAUGCCAUUGUAUGCCCUGCUCUUUGGGAAGCUGUACUUCAUGUCCUUACUUCUAUUGAGGAUUGUUGGAGUCAUGUGAAUGCAAAAAAGGGAGUCCUGCCAAAAAUAUGGGCAGUCCUUCGAGAAGGAGGACGAGGUCUUGCUACAAUUAUAUAUCCUAAUCUCUUGCCUUUCAUUAGCAAGAUACCUCAUGGUAUUACAGAACCGAAGCUGGACUAUUGUAGAACGUUUUUCACCACCUUCAUUCAAGGGUUGAUGACUGAAAGAGCUAUGGCUAGCCGUUCAGAAUGUUCAGCAAUCAUUUCGGCUUUCAUGGAAUGUUUACGAUUUACAGUGCUACAGAAUAUAGGUGAAGAAGAAGAAGAAAUUAAAAUUCAAGAAAUGCUUAUAAAUGAUCAGCUAGUUCCCCUCAUUGACACAGUGAUUAAAGAGCCCAGGUUACAAAAUGGACCUUUGUUUUUUGAGGUAGCAGGCGUCUUGCGCUUUUGGAACACGCGAGCAGAAAUUUCAAGUGGUGGUGGAGCUGCUCCCACUUUCCAGAGAAUAUUGUCGAACUUUUGGGAUGGCCUUUCAACUAUAUGUGUGGGGCACAUUGAUGUAAUAGAUGCAGAUGAGAAAUCUUUGGCUGCUGUGUCCUCUUUGCUACAAAUCCUUCAGAACCCAGAAAAUAAGAUAAAACCAAGCAAAAGAAAAGCUGUGAAGAUCAGGUUUGCAGAAGAUGAUGAAGCUGAAAGCAACACUGAACAUGAAAAUUUUGUUGAUAUGAGAAGCAGCAAUGAUCCUGGCACUCUUAUUCAUGCACAACAUCUUUCCCCUCUACAGAAAGAGCCUUUAGAAGAUUUAGUUUGUAAACUUGCAGAACUGAGUAUUGUGUAUACCAAUGAACAAAGGUCUGACCGGCACUUAAAGUUCCUCUCUGCUCUCCUCAGUAACUUUGCUUCCAGUAGAGUCUUCCAGGUGUUGUUGGAGAAUAGGACCAAUAAUCAGGAAGUAGCAAAGCUUCAGUAUGGAAAUCCUUCUAUCCAAUUUCUCUAUGAAAAUCUAAUUGAUUGGCUGAAAGAAGACUGGAGAAAAGAGACGGAUUUCUUGGUUGAUAUUUUGUAUAGUGUCCUCCAUUGCUGCAGCAAUGCCCCAGAGAGAGAAAACAUUCUAAAUGACUUAACAAAGAUGGAUCUGAAAUGGAAUAUUCUUCUUCAGAUAAUUCAAAAGGCAUGUUCAAACUCAGAGAAACAUUCAUUGAGUUCUGCUUGGUUGAAAGGAGAUGUGUUAGGAGAAAAGCUUGUAACUCUGGCUGAUGACUUGUGCAACACAAGUUUGAAAACGAUAGUAGCUUCAGCAGAAUCUUUUCAUUCAGAAAGAUGGACUCUACUAAGCUUGGUGUUAUCUCAGCUUAUUAAAAAUGAGUCCUUGAUUGGUGAAGUUUAUGUUAAAAGGAUUAUUGAUAAACUUCAAGCAGCUCUGUCUAAAGCAAAGGAUCUUUCUGAAGCUGGAAACACAGAACCAUCGGUGUCUUUCAUCUGUGACAUAGCCUCUAACUUUUUCAGCUCAGUUAAAGGAUGCUUGUUGAUGCCAUCAUCAGAAGAUUUGUUGCUCACCAUUUUCCAGUUGUGUGCACAAAGCCAGGAUACAACACAUUUGUCAGAUUUCCUUGUGAAUAAGCUGAAGCACACAUGGUUGUGUGGCUUAACUUCACUUGUGCAUCACCUUAGCGAUAUGCAUAAAGACAGCACCUUCCUGCAGAGAUCUGCAUUUUGGGUCAAGAACCAACUUCAGUCCUCAACGCUGGAUGUUAAAAGUUUGCAGGUUUUGAUCACAGCAGUUCAUGACUUGUUGACUAAACUUUUGGAAGCUGAUAAAGUUCCUACUUAUACUCUGAAGAAUUAUUUUGAUUGGCUCACUCCAAGUGAGUCUGAAUGGGAAAAGAUGCGGAGAUCUCUAUCCAAUGAGUGGUUAAAGAAACCACUUUUGGAAGGAAGACUGAGUAUGAAUUGUGAAAUACCUGAAAUGGUGAAAGAUCAGAAGCUUUGUUUCAUGGAAAAACUUCCAAGCCACCUAUGUACUGCAGCUCUGUUAAGCAGAAUGACACUAUUAAUACUGGGAAAUGGGGUUGAAAACCAUGAAGUGGAAAGAAGCAAAACUGAAAAUAUCAUUGCAGAACAGCUAUAUGCCUUACAGUGGAUUGAAGAACUAGCAAACCCACCCAGCCUUCUUAUUGAAUUCCUUCACCAGCUGCAAGUAAUGAAUAUUUCAUGUGAAAAAUUAUUCAUACUCAGUAAUACAAAUGGCCUAUUAAGAAUAUUAUUCAAUAGAUCAAAAGACUGUGGACGACUUUGGGCCUUAACCAUGGCUAAAUUGAUAAAAACUGAGAAUAUUGCAUCCUGUGAGAUAAAAGGACUAUUCAGUACAUCAGAAAGGUUUUUUCCAUUAACGGAAGGCAACUUGCACACACUUCAGAAUCUGUCUUCAUUUUUACUCCAGGAAGACAAGGAAGAGCUUGUCAUUCAGUGCACUGCUAAACUAAUGACCUGCAAUGAAAGUGGACUUUACAGUACUGAUGGAGCUUUUGGAUAUCUUGCUAUUUUAAAUUCCUGCUUGAAUUGUGGAAGCAUUGAUUAUGGAGAUCUAAUGCCUGGAAUAUUAAAAAUCAUCAUAUCCUGGCGAAAUGACUAUGAGGACAGCUUUCUUUUUAGCUGCAAUCUACGGGAAGGAAGCCCACAGGUGCUUGGCUUGAACAUAGAGAUGAUCCGGUUUAUUUCUUUGUUGCUGAAUGAUCCUUCCUCUUUGCUGGAGAGUGAGUGGGAUUUUGUCAUGUGUUCCAUGCUGGCCUGGUUAGAGACAACAAGUGACAGCCGGGCAGUCUUUCCUGUUGCCCUUGUGCAAGUGUUUGCCUGUGUCAGCUGCGACUUGAGUGCUGCCUUGAGUGCUUUUUUCCAGGCAGCAACUCCUGAAAUCACUGAAAAACUUCCACCAAACCUCAUGGCUGAAUGGCAGGAAUUCUUUUCUGAAGGCAUUCAUAGUUUACUUUUAUCUUUGCUGGUAAAAAUUACAAGAAAAGAAAAAGAUGCAUUGGAAACAUCAUUUCAGAAUUUCAUGUUGAAAUCUUUGGGGAAAGCUUUAAUGUACAUUUCAAAGGAUCAGUUAUUGAACCACAAACUUCCUGCCAAAUUUGUUGCUGGCCAGAAGACAAAUCUCCCUGAUAAACUACAAACCUUGCUCAAUACUUUUUCUCCAAUGCUGCUCUUCAGAGCCAGACCUGUUCAAAUCACAGUCUUCCAUAUUUUAAAUAAGUUAAUGUCUGACUUGCCUAAAUUUGACGACGAGGAUCUCAAAUCCUAUGGUGAUGAAGAGGAGGAGCUAUCCUUGUCACCACCAGCAGCUCUUAUGACUGUGCUUGCCACUCAGGAGGAGUUAUUGGAAAACAUCCUAGAAGGCAUUCCGGUUGGAGAGUUUGCAGUUAUUCAACCACUAAGUGAUGAGUUUUGCCUUGUUUUAGGAUACCUCCUCACCUGGAAAUUAAUACUAACUUUCUUCAAGGCAGCAUCUUCUCAGCUGCGAGCUCUUUAUUCACAAUACCUCCGAAGAACUAAGAGUUUGAAUAAACUAUUGUAUCACCUGUUCAGGCUUAUGCCAGAAAACCCAGCCUUUCCAGGAUCGACAGCUGAACUCCCAAGUAAGGAUGUAAAAACGUACUUUACUGAAGAGCUUGACUUAGACAUCAAAGACACCUCAUCGCUGUCUUCCCACAUCCCUCAUUUGGCAUGUUCUGUUUACUGUAUGACAUUAAAAGAUUUGCCAGCCAUGGUUCGUCUUUGGUGGAAUAGCUGCGAGAAACGAGUCUUCAACACUGUAGAUAAAUUUACAAGCAAAUAUGUCAGCAGUGUACUUUCUUUACAAGAAAUAUCUUCAGUGCAGACCAGUACACAGUUGUUUAAUGGAAUGAUGGUAAAAGCUCGAUCUGCUACGCGAGAAGUCAUUGCUACCUACUCAGUUGAUGAUAUCUUCAUUGAACUGAUAAUACAGCUUCCUCCAAAUUACCCCCUCAGUUCCAUAACUGUUGAGAGUGGAAAGAGAGUUGGUGUAGCAGUGCAGCAAUGGCGCAAUUGGAUGCUACAGUUGAGCACAUAUCUCACUCAUCAGAAUGGAAGUAUCAUGGAAGGCUUAGCAUUAUGGAAAAACAAUGUGGAUAAACGCUUUGAGGGUGUCGAAGACUGUAUGAUCUGUUUCUCGGUCAUACAUGGCUCUAACUACUCUCUCCCUAAAAAAGCUUGCAGAACAUGCAAGAAAAAGUUCCAUUCAGCCUGUCUGUACAAAUGGUUUACAUCUAGUAACAAAUCCACCUGUCCGCUUUGUCGGGAGACCUUCUUCUGAAAUGACUUCUCUGCUUCAAUGAACUUCUAACAAGAAAAUCAACAGCCACAGUUGGAUUUAGCUGUGAAACGCUAAUUUUAGCUUUAUUUACAAAUAAAAAUCUUAAGUUGUUUGA